AUGGCUAUCAUGAGUGACAAAGACAAAGAGACCAGUGGAGGCGUACUCCACACCCUGGGACUCAAAUCCGAGGGACCCCGAGAUGUACAGGAGGGUGUGAUGGCAUCGAAUGCUGAUAACCUGCAGCGUCAUCUCGGCAACCGUCAGAUCCAGCUGAUUGCCAUCGGUGGAUCGAUCGGUACAGCCCUGUUCGUGAGUAUCGGCACAGGUCUGUACCACGGCGGACCUGGUAGUCUGUUCAUUGCAUUUGCAGUUCAAAGUAUCUUUUUGGCCAUGGUAAACAACUGCCUGGCUGAAAUGACUACCGCAUUCCCCGUCAGUGGUGGGUUCAUCCGACUGGCAGGGAAAUGGGUAGAUGAUGCUCUUGGGUUUAUGGUUGGGUGGAACUUUUUCUUCUACGAAGCACUCUUGAUUCCCUUUGAGAUCUCGGCUUUCACGCUGGUGCUGUCAUUCUGGACCGAGAAAGUCACAGAGCCGGGCCCGGUGGCUGGUAUCUGUGCUGCAGUGAUCAUCAUCUAUGGCUCACUCAAUGUCUUGGCCGUCAAAGCCUACGGUGAAGCCGAGUUCUGGCUGUCAGGCGGCAAGGUCAUCCUGAUCUUCUCUCUGUUCUUCUUCACCUUCAUCACCAUGGUUGGUGGAAAUCCAGCCCACGAUGCCUACGGCUUCCGCCACUGGAACAACCCUGGAUCUUUCAUGGAGUAUCUAGAUGGCGGUGCCCUCGGCCGAUUUGAAGGCUUCUUGGGCUCCUUGUGGUCAGCCUGCUUUGCCGUCGUUGGCCCAGAGUACAUUUCAAUGGUUGCUGCUGAAGCCAAGCGCCCCCGUGUCUACAUCAAGAAUGCCUUCAAAACAGUCUACAUCCGAUUCGGUCUGUUCUUCAUCGGCGGUGCUUUGGCCGUGGGUAUUGUCUGCUCGGCUAGAGACCCGGCGUUGGAUGCUGUUGUGAACGGCUCCUCGGAUGGCUCGGCUUCUGCAUCUCCCUAUGUCAUUGGCAUGCGGAAUCUUGGAAUAUCUAUCUUCCCAUCGAUCAUCAAUGCUCUGCUGUUGACUUCCAUCUUCUCCGCUGGCAAUACAUACACCUACUGUGCCAUCCGUACUUUGUACGGCUUGGCCCUGGAGGGAAGAGCUCCCAGAGUUCUCACCCACACCACCCGCCAGGGUGUCCCGAUUUACUGCUUCGCCGUGGUCAUGGUCUUCCCAAUCCUCUCUUUCUUGCAGUGCUCGAGCAGCUCAUCUGUCGUCAUCACCUGGUUCGCCAGUCUUGUUACUGCUGGAGGUCUCAUCAAUUACAUCGUGAUCACCAUCACUUAUAUAUGUUUCCACCGCGCCUGCAAAGUGCAGGGUAUCGACCGCCGAUCAUUCUCCUACUUCGGCUGGCUACAACCUCACUGUGCAUGGAUGUCAUUGGUCUGGAUGAUCAUUGUCACCUGCGUCUACGGCUACCCUUCAUACAAGCCCUGGAACGUGUCCACAUUCUGGUCCAGUUACACCAUGCAAAUCGUUAUCCCCCCUCUCUUCAUUAUCUGGAAGGUCUUCAAGAGAACAAAGUUCGUCAAGUCUCAUGAAGCGGAUCUGGUCUGGGAACGACCCCUCAUCGACGCCUAUGAAGACAGCUUCCUUGAGCCUCCUACUGGAUUCUGGAGGGAGAUGGGUCAGAUGAUUGGCAUAGGGCGCUCCCGUCGCGACGAUAAACGCAGAGAAUCGGUUUCUCAACCCUCUGUUACUCAGGCCAUGGACGAGAACGAGGGAUCGAAGGCUUGA
Molecule: messenger RNA, 1758 nt
Organism: Penicillium olsonii
Lineage: Eukaryota; Fungi; Ascomycota; Eurotiomycetes; Eurotiales; Aspergillaceae
Source: the annotation of a GenBank genome assembly